AUGCAAGGCCAGAACCACAGACCCAUUGCAGUGUGGCUGACUGAGAUGCCCAUCACACGUCAUGCUAUCGUAAUGCUGCUGCACUUCUAUAUCUGGCCACCAGAGGGGGUGCUAGAGCACCAAUCAGCGUAGGGAGAAGGGGACGUGGGAGGGGCCAGGUCUAGCAUGCACACUUCUUCUGGUCAGGCGCAGCGUCCUCCAGCUUGGCGGCUCCUCCCCCGUUGGCGGGCUCGGCGGUGGGUUUGUCGACACACUGCUCCAUCCUCUUCAUGACCAGGUCUAGUAGGGUGAUGACCGCCUUGUCCACCUCAGACCCCGUCGCUGCCGACGUCUCAAAGUACGGGAUCCUACAGGGGACAUACAGAACCCACAUCAGACAGGACCACACCAACACCCACAUCAGACAGGACCACACCAACAUCAGACAGGACCACACCAACACCCACAUCAGACAGGACCACACCAACAUCAGACAGGGGACACACAGAAUCCACAUCAGACAGGGACCACCACACAGACGGACCAACAUCACAGACCACCCACAUCAGACAGGACCACACCAACAUCAACAGGACACCAGACACCAGACAGGACCACACCAACCCACAUCAGACAGGACCACACCCAACCAACACCCACAUCAGACAGGACCACACCAACAUCAGACAGGACCACACCAACAUCAGACAGGACCACACCACAUCAGACAGGACACACACCAAACACCCCACAUCAGACAGGACCACAACCCAUCAGACAGGACCACACCAACAUCAGACAGGACCACACCAACAUCAGACAGGACCACACCAACACCCACAUCAGACAGGACCACACCAACAUCAGACAGGACCACACCAACAUCAGACAGGACCACACCAACACCAGACAGGACCACCACAUCAGACAGGACCACACCACAUCAGACAGGACCACACCAAACACCACAUCAGACAGGACCACACCACACACCCACAUCAGACAGGACCACACCAACCAUCAGACAGGACCACACCCACAUCAGACAGGACCACCACACAAACCACCCAACAUCAGACAGGACCACACCACACAGACAGACCACACCAACACCACAUGGACCACACCAACACCAGACAGGACCACACCAACACCCACAUCAGACAGGACCACACCAACAUCAGACAGGACCACACCAACAUCAGACAGGACCACACCAACACCAGACAGGACCACACCAACACCCACAUCAGACAGGACCACACCAACACCCACAUCAGACAGGACCACACCAACAUCAGACAGGACCACAACCCAACAUCAGACAGGACCACACCCACAUCAGACAGGACCACACCAACAUCAGACAGGACCACACCAACAUCAGACAGGACCACACCCACAUCAGACAGGACCACACCAACACCCACAUAGACAGGACCACACCAACAUCCAGACAGGACCACACCAACAUCAGACAGGACCCCACCAACACCCACAUCAGAGCAUUCUACCUCGUCUUACUAGUCAUAUUUAUGUCUAAAAGUUAAAUCGAGGGACCAUGUCAAGCACAUCAGGGUUGUAAAAAAACAGGGACUGAAAAUGAUAGAUUGUGAGGAGAAAAUAAAUACAUUCUGUUGUAAUAAUCAAAUGGUUAUAACGACUUGAGAAGAGAUCCACCAGGUCUUCUUUUAGUAAGGAAUGAGAUGUUAAUGAACCACAAACUCCGCUAGUACAGCUCUGAAUGACAAGCCCAGCACUCAGACAGCACCUUGAAUAUAGGGCCCAUCGAUUACGUCCCAAAUGGCACCCUAUUCCCUAUAUAGUGCACUACUUUAGACCAGAGAAUGGCACCCUAUUCCCUAUAUAGUGCACUACUUUUGACCAGGGCCCAUCUACAGUACGUGUAUUGGUCGGUGACUAUGUGGAGAGUGAGAGAUGUUGUCCGUAAUAAAACCCUUGACAAUGACAUCAUCACUAGCGCUAUGACUGCAGCCUCAGCAACAGUCAAAGCAAAUAUAGCCUCUCUCAGACGACACUAAUAAUACACUUUGGACCACAAUACGGUUACUGAUCUUUCAGAGUAAGAGGAACCUAAUGCUCAUUAUGCCUGUGACAGUGGUGCCGGUUCUCUCCCACCGAUGAGUGUGUGUCUGUGUUUGUGCGUGUGCGUGCAAAUUUCUGUAUGUUUGUGUGUGCGAGCUCCAAAAGUAUUGGGACAGUGACAAAUGUUUGGUUGUUUUGGCUCUGUACUCCAGCACUUUGAAUUUGAAAUGAUACAAUGACUAUGAGGUUAAAGUUCAGACUGUCAGCUUAAAUUGGAGGGUAUUUUCCUCCAUAUCAUGGGUGAACCGUUUAGAAAUUACAGCACUUUUUGUACAUAGUCCCCCCAUUUUAGGGGACCAAAAGUAUUGGGACAAAUUCACUUAUAUGUGUAUUAAAGUAGUAAAAAGUGUGAUAUUUGUGUGAUUCAUUCAGGAUUAUCGGUGAUGAUGGUAGUAUCCACAUUAAUGUAGAAGUGUUAAGAAACAUUCUAUUCUUAUUUACAGUAAAAGUGAAUCCAAAAUGACACAAUACAUUAUUUACCAUUCAUUUCUAUUGGGCACAAAAUAAUCUGAAACACAACCAAAACAAACAGCAAAUGCAUCCAACAAGUUUAUAGAGUCACAAGCUUGAUGUAGUCAUUGCGUGCUAGGAAUAUGGGACCAAAACGUUUCACUACUUUAAUACAUAAGGGAAUUUGUCCCAAUACUUUUGGUCCCCUAAAAUGGGGGGACUAUGUACAAAAGGUGCUGUAAUUUCUAAACGGUUCACAUGAUAUGAAUGAAAAUACACUCAAAAUUAAAGCUGACAGUCUGCACUUUAACCUCAUAGUCAUUGUAUCAUUCCAAAUCCAAAGUGCUGGAGUACAGAGCCAAAACAACAAAACAUUUGUCACUGUCCCAAUACUUUGAGCUCACCGUAUGUGUGCAUGACGGGGCUAGCUCUCUCCUACUCACCCGUACUUGUCGGCUAGUUCUUUAGCCUGCUCCUCCUGCACCUCUCUCUGAUCCGCCAGGUCUGCCUUGUUGCCCACCAACACCAUGUCUGGGUUUUCACAGUAAGCAUUGGCCUGCAGCUGGCCUGGGGACAACAUGAAACAGUUAACAUUGGCCUGCAGCUGGCCUGGGGACAACAUGAAACAGUUAACAUUGGCCUGCAGCUGGCCUGGGGACAACAUGAAACAGUUAACAUUGGCCUGCAGCUGGCCUGGGGACAACAUGAAACAGUUAACAUUGGCCUGCAGCUGGCCUCUGUAUCUGGCCUUGGGACAACAUGAAACAGUUAACAUUGGCCUGCAGCUGGCCUGGGGACAACAUGAAACAGUUAACAUUGGCCUGCAGCUGGCCUCUGUAGCUGGCCUGGGGACAACAUGAAACAGUUAACAUUGGCCUGCAGCUGGCCUGGCGACAACAUGAAACAGUUAACAUUGGCCAGCAGCUGGCCUGGGGACAACAUGAAACAGUUAACAUUGGCCUGCAGCUGGCCUGGGGACAACAUGAAACAGUUAACAUUGGCCUGCAGCUGGCCUGGGGACAACAUGAAACAGUUAACAUUGGCCUGCAGCUGGCUUGGGGACAACAUGAAACAGUUAACAUUGGCCUGCAGCUGGCCUGGGGACAACAUGAAACAGUUAACAUUGGCCUGCAGCUGGCCUGGGGACAACAUGAAACAGUUAACAUUGGCCUGCAGCUGGCCUCUGUAGCUGGCCUGGGGACAACAUGA
This is a messenger RNA of Coregonus sp. 'balchen', 3744 nucleotides long. Lineage: Eukaryota; Metazoa; Chordata; Actinopteri; Salmoniformes; Salmonidae. The record is from the annotation of a GenBank genome assembly.